AUGACGUUCCCCAACUCAUUCAAGUCAGGCCCUCUGGGCAUCGUGGAUACUCGCAUCUCGAUGGAUGAGAUGAAAGACUCGAAUAUGGAUAUUGCCUCUCUACCUGAUUUUGCACCUCUCACUGGGCUUGAUGGAUCCGACGAAACACAGCCAGGAAGUCAGACCGAAGCAGAAGCAAGCUCAAACCGAGCGUAUCGAUUACUCGACUAUCGCAAGUCAUUCCUUGAUGUCAGUUCCAGCCGCAAAGACCCUCGACUUAAGCUGAAUGUCCCUCGACUGGAGUUGGACGUUGCUGCGGACAAGUAUCAUACACUUGACGGCCUCAUCGAGCCCUUGAACCCGCAAAAUACGCCUGCUUCCGACAGUGGAGGAAGCGUCAAGGAGUCUUCUGAGAUGCUCCGUUGUCACAAGACCAGCAACGCACGAACGGGCACGGAAUCUCAAAGCGAGGAAUUCAACUACGAUUGCUUUCACGAUUCACCAGAAGCGAGCUGUGAUCUUCAAACCGCUGAAAGCCAGUGGCCGGGGUCUCUCAACCUGCUACGCUUCUCCACUCGCCGUUCGCAAUCUUUCGACCUUCCGGCCCCUGGACGGGCCAAUCAUCCGCCUACCACUGACCCCUGUAUGCUGAAGGAACCUGACAACCAGGACUCACGAUUGCGAUCCGUUCGUUUUGCUCCUCCUGUUGCCACCCCAAUUCCACCAUCUAGUGCGAUGAACCGCCAUCUACUUCCGGAUGGGGAUAUACAAGGUGAUGCUGCUUCGAAGCGGCGUCAGAAACAAUCCCUCAACUUGCUGUCCGGCGGGCCCAACUUUCCCAGAUGCACGUGCGCCGACUUUGGCCACACCCCUGAUCAUGAUGAGAAGUGCAGGUCCUCUUUCACUCGGCAGGAUCGUGAAGGUCAAUUCCGGAAUUACAUGGAAUUCCAGUUCAGACCUUGCCAAUGCGUGUGCAAUAGAACACCCCACACCCUACGGGAUCAUGCCGUGUCCGAGUUGCCCGAUUGUGAAGUAUACCACGGUGUGAGCCGUGAUUCUCCGAUAGUAGGAGCUGAUAAUGUGACCGACACUCUUCUUACGAAUGACUCGGACGUUGCGAAGGAUGCCAAGCGCCUCCCUGAUUUUGUUCUCAUCUCACUUUCGCUCCACAGAGUUCGACGUGUGCCUGAUUCGCCCCUCGGCAGCGGAUCAACGUACGAUCUCAGGCUUCGAAUCGUUCAAAUAUUCCCCCAAGUGUGUUCUCGGAAGUUGAGCCUUUUAUUCGAUUACAUACCUCGCCACACAGUUGUUGAUAACUUGCUUUUCAACAUCUGCUUCGUCAUUCCUGGGUUGGUCGUACUGUUGUACACCACUUUCAUCAUCUUUGCAGCAUCACCCUGGGCCAAUACCAGCGCCGGUGCCGUACUACUUCGAUUUGGAAAGGCAUUACUACGUCUGUGGAAGAAGAUCGUCAAUCGUGUGUUUGCUAAACUCGGCGUGUCUUUCGGCUUCCAGUGCACUUCGGAAAUCAACAAUUUGGAAUGA
Penicillium bovifimosum is the source of this 1524-nucleotide messenger RNA. RefSeq lists its product as uncharacterized. Bases 1 to 1524 code for a protein of 507 amino acids. The record is from RefSeq and is a predicted model, not a curated record. The transcript has 2 exons. NCBI's taxonomy places the organism in Eukaryota, Fungi, Ascomycota, Eurotiomycetes, Eurotiales, Aspergillaceae.